Aureobasidium melanogenum CBS 110374 is the source of this 2145-nucleotide messenger RNA. RefSeq lists its product as uncharacterized. Gene Ontology annotation, biological process: regulation of DNA-templated transcription. The coding region runs from base 1 to 2145 and encodes 714 amino acids. The transcript has 7 exons. Gene Ontology annotation, molecular function: DNA-binding transcription factor activity, RNA polymerase II-specific; zinc ion binding. Lineage: Eukaryota; Fungi; Ascomycota; Dothideomycetes; Dothideales; Saccotheciaceae. The record is from RefSeq and is a predicted model, not a curated record.
AUGCAACAUCGAAGACCUGAUGCAUCUUCGAACGCUAGAAACCAGCUUCCACCUCUAGCACCUCGAGGCCAGCAGCCGAACACUGCUACUUCUGCUCAUGCAGACAUCGAAUCUGCUGGCGGAAGUACCUCCUCAACGCGGCCAAGACUAUCCCACCGCUCGAGGGCCGGCUGCUGGACAUGUAGAAAACGAAAAGUCAAGUGUGAUGAGACUCAUCCACGAUGUGGUCCAUGCACCCGCCUGAAUAAAGAAUGCGACUGGGAGUUUCGCUGGAAGUUCGACGAUGUCACCCAAAACACCCAAAACAAGUACUCCAACGUGUCAAUAACAGGCAAUGCUGUCUGGGAUCCACAAGCACCUCGUACAGCAUUGAACAGCAGAAGAUCACUAUCACCUGCUUAUGACAGCCUUCCUUCUUUUGCUGACUUGACGAACGACGAGGACCGUGAGAGAAAAGCUGAGGGCCAGGUGCCUGGUACUUUCAACGUCGUCGUUAACCCUGAAAGUUUCGCUGGCCUUCCAGAAUAUGGACCGAUCCCUAGUUCACGAGGGCGAGGAUCUAGUCUUCAAUCUGGUCGUAACAGCUGGGACAGUCAAAUGUCGGCAGAACCCCUACGGAGUAGGCCAAAGUUGAAUCCUACAACCGGUGAUCCGAAUGUCGUGGUGCUGGCCAAGUUCGAAGACGCGCCCUUAUCCUUACCGAGUCUGGCGAGCUUUCCAAUAGGAAGGAGAACCAGUCUACCCGAUAAUUUGCAUACACUCAACAUAUCUGGAGGAUCGCGAGGUUCCAGCUUGCCAUCCGCACGGCGCAACGAUUCUGUCGCUCAGGGGCUCCGAGACGAGAGACUCAUGGUCCAUUAUCGAGGCUUCAUCUCGAAGCGCAUAUUUCCUAUUGGCAAGAACUUGCUCGUCGACAGACCGAUGCAAGAUGACCCCAUCGUUGCUGAAGCCAGAGACUUUCCUCCUCUAUACCAUGCAAUAUGUGCAGUCUCUCUGCUCAGUCUAGCACUCAAAGGUCAACAACAACUCUUGACUGAAGCUUUUCAGCACUACCAUCAAGCUAUAUCCUCCAGCCUCUCGUCGCCGUCAGAUUUCCACUCCGACCGACUUCUCUAUCUACAUUUUCUGCUACUGGUAUACGACAUUAGCUAUGCGACCCAAGGCUCGAGCAACACACAAGAGGUCUUCAACAUGAACAUGUGGGAACACCACAUCCAACACCUCAUCAGGAUAGCUCAGCAUCGCAAAGGACAGUCGAACGGAACGCUGCAAGCAUAUAUCCUGUGGUACGUGCUUUACCUCGACAAACAAGCUUGCUUGUCAGGGAAUGGCAAUGCGCUCUUCGUUCAGGCCUUUCUUACGAAUGAUUUGACUAUGCCAGACUGGAAUCGCAUCUUUUCUAGCCUCGACACCUCACAACAGGCUGGGCGCUACCACGGCGAAGACACGAGUGCUUAUGCUGACAUCUUCACAUUCGCACGACAAGUAUGCAUCCAAGGUGCUAAAUUGUGCCAGGUGCAACUCAAACUGCGCGCUGAGGCCACAGCACAAACUCUGCGUGGUCCGCAAGGCAGCCAGGUAGUAGCCGCGUGCACACAGAUGGUCACUCAAUUGCAAAGCGAGCUCUAUGCAUCAUGGCACCGCUACUGCCCUCCUUACCUCUUCCAGCCAAAUGCCGAAUACACCACAGGUCAACUUCCUCUCAUGGCCCGCAUCUUCCUAGACUACACGCAACUACAAUUCAGCACUUGGGUUGUUUACUCAAACAGCUCGCUCUACCCAACCCAACUUUUCCACCUGACACCAUCUCAACGCGCCGAAACCCGCCUUCACAGCCUGAAAAUCCUCUCCAUCGCCGACGCCGCUGUCGCACUGCAGAACUACGAUCAACAUCAACUCGUUUUCCCCGUGUUUAUCGUAGGCGUUGCGAACUUGGAUAUGGAGAUCCAGUCACGAGCCAUCGAACUGUUGAGAGUCUUGGAAGGCACGGGCAUAUCAAGAAACGCCACUAGGAGUCGGGAACUGUUGAGCACGGUCUUUGAUGAGCAAAGGGCAAGGGUACUGAAUGGAGGAAGAGCGGAAGAGGUGGACUGGAUUGACGUGUCAAAGGCAAAAGGUAUGGGUGUUGUCAACUUUGGGCUUUGA